AUGACUCGAUCUAUCGCAUACUACGAAAGCUGGGCAAGCCAUCGCGUCUGCAAUAAAUACAUGCCAUCUGACAUCGAUCCAACACCUUAUACCCAUAUCAAUUUUGCCUUUGCACUUAUCGAUAAAGAUGGAAAAGUCAUGCUAUCUCUCCAAAAUGACACCAUCCUGUUUGAUCAGUUGAAAGAUGUUCGCGACAAGAGCCUGGGUAGUAACAUCGAGUUAUGGAUCGCAGUGGGUGGAUAUGCGGUAGGAUCAGCGCCGUUCGCCAAACUAGCUGCCACGCAGCAAGGUCGCAAGACAUUUAUUGACUCGGCAUGUACUUUCAUGGAUAAAUACGGUUUUAAGGGCAUGGAUCUCGACUGGGAGUAUCCUGCUGCUACGGAUACGGGCGGCACGACAGCAGAUACCAAAAACAUGGUAUCACUGGUAAAGGAGUAUCGCGAGCAGUGUAAGAACAAAGGCCUGAGUGUGACAUUACCUGGAGGAACAUUCUACAUGAAAGGUUUCGMCCUCAAAGGUCUSGAGCCAUAUGUCGACUGGUUGAACGUCAUGGCAUACGAUCUUCAUGGAAGUUGGGAGAAACCUACAAUCGCAGAACCCCAUACAAAUCUCUCUGAUAUUCAACAGUCACUACAGCUUGUCUGGAACGCAGGAGUCAGUCCUGGGAAAGUCAUACUCGGGCUCGCAGACUAUGGCAAGACCUAUACACUAUCCAGUGGUUCAUGCACAACUCCUGGCUGCGCUGCUACUGGCCCCGGGCUAGCAGGACCGUGUUCCAACGAAGCAGGAAGCUUGCAUAAUGCGGAAAUUAACGCAAUAUUAAAAAAUCAUACAGACAUAAAGCCCCAACUUGAUAAGAAAGCAGCGGUCAAAUUUUUUUCCUGGGACAAGACACAAUGGGUUUCAUAUGACGAUAAAGAGACCCGGCAGCUCAAAAAGCAAUAUGCUGCAGAUAAAUGUCUGGCAGGGACUCUAGAUUGGGCUGUAGAUAUGAACGGUAUUUCGUCAAAAGACACGAAGGACGAUCUGUAG
Molecule: messenger RNA, 1032 nt
Organism: Talaromyces amestolkiae
Lineage: Eukaryota; Fungi; Ascomycota; Eurotiomycetes; Eurotiales; Trichocomaceae
Exons: 3
Coding region: 1-1032 (343 amino acids)
Biological process (GO): carbohydrate metabolic process
Molecular function (GO): chitin binding
Source: RefSeq, a predicted model, not a curated record